AUGGACUCUUCGUACAAUCCCUAUCUUGAUCCAUACUAUGCUCAAGAAAGAGCUUCUUCAUAUUAUCCUCAACCAAACUAUCCUCAAGGAGGAAGCUCUUCAUACUAUCCUCAUGAAGGAACGUCAUCAUACAAUCCUCAAUCAUACUAUCCUCAAGGUGGAAGCUCUUCGUACUAUCCUCAAGAAGGAAGCUCUUCGUACUAUCCUCAAGAAGGAAGCUCUUCGUACGGAAACUAUCCUCAAGAAGGAAACUAUCCUCAAGAUGGAAGCUCUUUGUAUGGAAACUAUCCUCAAGAUGGAAGCUCUUCGUACGGAAACUAUCCUCAAGAUGGAAGCUCUUCGUAUGGAAACUAUCCUCAAGAUGGAAGCUAUCCUCAAGAUGGAAGCUCUUCAUACUAUCCUUACCAAGGAACUUCUUCAAACUAUGGAACCUCUUCACACGAUGAAAACGCAAAUGGUUGUUCCAUCAUGUGA
Molecule: messenger RNA, 474 nt
Organism: Lotus japonicus
Lineage: Eukaryota; Viridiplantae; Streptophyta; Magnoliopsida; Fabales; Fabaceae
Exons: 1
Coding region: 1-474 (157 amino acids)
Source: RefSeq, a predicted model, not a curated record